UGUUUAUGUUUACAAAAAUUAUCGUUAUAGGUUUAUCCCUGGACUAUCAAGGCCAAAGAUAAUGAGAAUUUUAAUUAUGUCUUACGUUCGGACCACCCGGAAAGUAUUAGCGACUAUCUGAUUGUAGACAAUGUGCAAAGUCUAAGAUGAUGAAUAUCUUGAUUAUGAGGAUUUUGAACGUGAACAUAAUCUCUAGAAGUUUUAGGUGCUUUGAAAAUUAAAGAGGAAAAACAAAACAAAUCCGCAGAGAACUGUCUGCCGUAUUAUAUUUCAUCAUUGUGCACCCUUUAGCUAACUCAAUGGAUGGAGUUCAGACCUACGCCACCGAUCCAAACAGCAACCAUACGUUUUCACCCGUGACGUUCAAUAAUGAGUGGCCUAAAGUCUGGCGACUCCUUAUUAUGCUCACAUUGGCUUCAAUGGGAACCAUUCUUAAUGGAUUCUUCUUGGGUUCGUUCUUCGUGGAGCGCCCGCUUCGUCGAGCUGGUUUGGUCUAUCUUGCGUGUAUUGGAUUGACUGACAUGAUAAUUACGAGUGUGAUUUUGCCUACGUCAUUGGUGAUUCUUCUGGCGGAAGACUGGGAUAGAGUGAAUGUUUGCAAUGCCGUACAUUGUCUUGGAAUGUCUACAGUUUACUGCAACUCUCUGUUCUACUUGGUAAGUAUAAUGACGGAAAGCUACUAUUGGGUUUUCCUCAAAACUGAACCAUUUCCUUGGUUACAGUUAACUGCCAUUGAAGAGUAUUUGCGAGUAUGUUGCUCCAAACAAGUUUACGGAAUCAUUACUCGUCGCAGCGUUGUAAUCACCGCCAUUGCAGUUUUCUUAUUGAGCUUUACGUUGGCUUCUGUUGGUGUCUAUUUGGAUCUUGAUUAUGACUAUUGCGAACGACUACAUUAUGGAAAUACCUAUUAUAGAGCAAUUUCCGUUGUUAUGCUUCACCUAAUACCUUGCAUUUUUACUUUUUAUUACCUCUUUACGGCACAUCUUAGCGUUUGUCGACGGGCUGCUACACAACUAAGCUACAGGCGGUCUCAUGCAUACAGCCGCGACAGUUCAAUGACUACACUGAAUCUUAUAUCAUACAUUACGUAUUUUUUUUUCUGGCUCCCGUAUGUAAUUAUUUCUUUUAACGUGGGCGCAGCAAGUGAUGCUCAAUAUUACAAUAGCAUUUGGUUCGGUCAUGCACGUGCUGCUAUUGUGACUUCCAUUUAUUCUAUCAUUGAUCGGAGCUUUAGACGUGCUUUUGCUUAUCUUUUUAACUACUGUUGUUGCAAGAGAAGCCUAUCAGCUCAACUAGCGCCUCGCCACCGAAGGGAAUACGGCACAAGAGUACGUUUAUUGCAUCCUAACAUGUUUAUGGCUCGUAGCGCUCAGAUACGUCUCGCAGGUCGUGCAAGAGCGGUAUCCCACAUUCGUGAAACUCAACAUUUGUAAACAGAUUCCCAACGAUUAUACGGUACAAAGCUCUCGGCUACUGGAUUGUCAAAUGGAAUGACAUUUAAACUAACGUAUCGCUGAAAGUAAAUAUUAAAAAAUAUAUGGAUGUAUAGAUUAAGUAUUGUUCGUAUUAAGCCCUAUACUUGUAUCAGUCGCUUUGUUUCAUUUCAAACCAGUUGCUGUAUUCAUAUUCUUCACUUUGUAUCAUCACAUAAUAUUGUGGAUCAAUCAAUCCCAUCAAUUGUGGAUUUGAAACAAGCCUAAUAUUAUUGAAAGAAUUGCUUUAAAUUAACUUUGUAAUAAUGUUGUCUUACUGGUGCUAGGCCCUAACUUCAAAGAAGGAUGUGGGAAGUUUAUUAGUGUAAUGUGCUGUGAUAACAUAAGGGUAACAAGAGAUUUUGAUUCGCGCCGGCUAUCAGAAAUCUUUCAUUCAUUCUUUUAAAUUAUAUCCAUUCCACAAUAAAUGAUUAUAAAUUCUUAAUAAGAAUAUAAUAACUAUUAAUGAGUUUAAAAAAAUGAUUGAUUUAUUACUAUAAGUCGUUAGAGCAAAAUUUAUUGUAUAAGGCAAUAUUGCCUUUUUCAAUGAUUAAAGGUUGGGAACAAUUAUUAAGGACGUGUAUCAUCUGUGGUUUGAAUCAAUUUAAUGCGAUCAAAUAUAAUAUUUAAAAAAAUUGUUAAUCUAUUUACAUAAAUAUAAUAUGAUUAUAUACGAAAGGUAUAGAGAUAUAUGAGAGAUUGUGGUUUAGAAUCUACUAGUAAGAACUAUUAAGUUUUCGUAAAUCAAAUAUAUGUUUCUUAAAUAAGUAUUGAUAUUUUAUGUCACCAAUAUAAUCUUGCGAGUUACACUUAGCAUUUUAUCUAUUUGCAAUGUGCUAUUUUUCACAUUCGCUUAUUAUUUUCUUAAAAUAAAUUUCAAGUAUUUCGACGACUGAUAUCUUUUUAUGUCUUUUUUCUUGCUUUUUAUAAAUAUAUUUUUCAACUAUUGACACAGCUUUUGCUUAUCGAUCAAACUAUUUAGUAGUUGUGGUAAUAAAAUAUAUUCCGUAAGAGUUCACCGUUCAAAGUUACUAUAUCAAUGUUCACUAUGUGUAAUCGUAUUAAUGGUCACCUGUUUAUCUAGUGCCAACUUACAUCUAAUUAUAGCUCAUAUUUGAUUUUCAAAAUUGUCAUUCAAUGUUUAUUAAUUUUGUCAAAUAUCAAAUUAAUCCUAUUAACUAAUCUAGUGUCCAAUGUUAAAAUUAAUCGAAUUUAUCGUGAUUAUCUUUCUUCUAGCCUAUUUUAUAUUAAAUAUUUAUACUUCUUAUACUAUAUAUAAUUAUAUUACGAUUUUCAUACUUGUUACUAAAUUUAGGCCCUUAAAAGUGUUUUGUAUUGGAUUUAUUCU
Molecule: messenger RNA, 2820 nt
Organism: Pieris napi
Lineage: Eukaryota; Metazoa; Arthropoda; Insecta; Lepidoptera; Pieridae
Gene: Mtnr
Exons: 4
Coding region: 300-1433 (377 amino acids)
Biological process (GO): G protein-coupled adenosine receptor signaling pathway; adenylate cyclase-activating G protein-coupled receptor signaling pathway
Cellular component (GO): membrane
Molecular function (GO): G protein-coupled receptor activity
Source: RefSeq, a predicted model, not a curated record